UGUCUGUAUUUCAGUUGUAUUGUGAAUUGAAUCAGGAUACUGAAUACUCAAUGUAUUAUGCGUAUAAGGAGUUGUGUGAAAAAUUUAAUUUUUUCCCUAAAUGGAUGUAGAUUUUUUAUUGAUUGACCUAGCAAAUACCAAAUCAAGUACUUGAAAAGACAACACAGACGUUGAGAUAAAAACAAAUUAUUUUCCUUGUUCCUUGGAGUCCCAGGUCGGAUCUUGGAUUUUAUUAUAGCGAAAGUCGAAUUUUGUUAGAAAUUCAAAAAAUAGAACAAUGAUAAAUCAUUAAUUUUCAAAAGGAGCAAUGAAUAAAUUAACAAAAGCAUGAUAAAAAUAGUAGAGAAGCACAAUAAAAGAGCAUCAACUUCCCAAUCGUAACGGCGCUAGGUGUUUUCCUGCUGAUAAAAUUAUUUCAAUCAUUAACAUAUUCAAUUUAUAAGUAAAUCUUCAAGACUUCUGGCUAAGGAUUCAAAUAACCGUUGAAGUUAACCUUCAAGUUUGACUAUGUGGAUAUUAUAUUGCAGUUUUGUAAAAAUUAAUUUUUCAACAACAAGACGUUCAACAGUUUGGCUUGCGUAGAUGAUCUAACAUUUAAGCACAAUUUAUCUGAGGAUAAAAAGCUAUUUCGUGAAUGAAAAGCUGAGGAAGAAAAGAAAAUUUCAAAUAAAAAUGAGUUUUCUCAAGUCACUUAAAUGCAACACCAUCGUCCACUUAAUGUUCGCCAUAACAUUUUUCAUUUCUGGCCUGAUGAUUAAUUUUAUCCAGUGUUUAUUGUGGAUUACACUUAGGCCUUAUUCUAAAUAUCAUUAUCGUAAAAUUAACUACUACCUCUGUUAUUCAUUCUACUCUGAGUUGGUCUUUCUGGCUGAAUGGUGGUCAGGGACCGAUAUAAUAGUAUAUAUCAACAAAAAAGAGUUCGAUAAAUACUAUGGACAUGAACAUGGAUAUUUAUUAAUGAACCACACUUAUGAAAUUGAUUGGCUAAUAGGAUGGGUGUUUUGCGAGAGGAUAAAAAUUCUUGGAAAUUGCAAAGCAUAUGCUAAGAAAUCAAUUCAAUAUAUUCCAACGCUUGGUUGGGCAUUUAAAUUUGCUGAAGAUGUUUUUCUCGAGAGAAGUUGGGACAAAGAUAAAGAAAUCAUUGGCCGGCAAAUUGUGGAAUUGGGUGAUUAUUCGGAUACAAUGUGGUUACUUCUCUACGCAGAAGGUACACGUUUCACUCAAAAAAAACAUGCAGUGAGUGAAAAAUUUGCCAAGGAAAAAGGUUUACCAGUAUUGAAACAUCAUCUUACCCCACGUACCAAGGGUUUCAUAGCGAGUUUGCCAUUUUUACGUGGCAAAGUGGAUGCAAUUUAUGAUAUACAAUUGGGAUUCGAUGCCAAAGCACCAGUAAAACCAACCAUGACAAAUUUAUUAAAAGGGGAAAAAUGUGAGGCACAUUUGUACAUUAAUCGUAUACCAUUAUCGGAGGUCCCUCAGGGAGAAGAGGAAGCGGCAGCCUGGCUUCAUAAACGAUAUCAGGAGAAAGAUAGAUUGGCCGACAGUUUUAUAAAUACUGGUGAUUUUUUCAAACAAAGUGGUGUACCAAGAACCGAUAAAUUUCGUAUAAAAAGACGAUAUUAUUCCCUGAUCAACACUUUCUUUUGGGCAGUAGUAGUUUUGCUUCCGAUGCUGUACUAUCUCAUUAACCUAUUAUUGUCAGGUUCAACUUAUUACUUUGCCGCUGGCGUUUUUAUUAUAGUUUUGUUUUACAUACUGAUGAAUCAAAUAAUUGGAAUGUCAGAGAUUAGCAAGAGCUCUUCAUAUGGUUCAGGGAAAAAGUGCAAGUGAAAAUAUUCAACAGAGAAAUACGCCAAUGUAAAGACACCGUAAAGAUAGAAUUAUUUCGAUACUAUAUUCAUAUGCUGGUAUUAUAUUAUUGACAGCUCGAUUAUUAUAAUUCUCCUAUAACAUCGAUUUGGAAAAUUGUAUAUUUAAUGAUUACACAAAUUAUUUAUUAUGAUGAAAAAAAAAAAUGUAAGCGAGUUCAUGACAAUGAAUUCUUGCUGUAUUUUUUAUAGAAUAAUUGUCAAGUAUCUCUAUCUAAUUGGCACAUUAUUGCUAUUGUAAGAAUUUUUAUAAUAAUUUGAGUUUUUGUCAGUCACUUAUUAGCUCUCUUUUCGUUGUGCGUAUUGAUCCAUAUUAUUUUUUUAUUAUACUCACAUGAAAUAAUCGUUAUAUUGUUGAAUAAACCAGUCAAUAGCUGAUUCUCAAUAAUAAUAAUAAUGAUAAUAAUAAUAAUAAUAAUAAUA
Messenger RNA from Diachasmimorpha longicaudata, 2291 nucleotides. Its product is annotated as 1-acyl-sn-glycerol-3-phosphate acyltransferase delta-like. Gene Ontology annotation, molecular function: 1-acylglycerol-3-phosphate O-acyltransferase activity. The record is from RefSeq and is a predicted model, not a curated record. Lineage: Eukaryota; Metazoa; Arthropoda; Insecta; Hymenoptera; Braconidae. The transcript is spliced from 9 exons. Gene Ontology annotation, cellular component: endomembrane system. The coding region runs from base 673 to 1830 and encodes 385 amino acids.